This is a messenger RNA of Phalacrocorax carbo (great cormorant), 5167 nucleotides long. The record is from RefSeq and is a predicted model, not a curated record. NCBI's taxonomy places the organism in Eukaryota, Metazoa, Chordata, Aves, Suliformes, Phalacrocoracidae.
CUGCCCGGCAGUUCCGCGCGGGCGGAGCGGGGAGCGGCACCCGCGGCGGCGGCGGCGGCCCGGCAGCAUGGGCUGGAGCUGACAGCGCCCGCCCCGCAGACGCCGAGCGCUGCCGGCGGGGGAGCGACGGAACCGGCGGCGGCGAAGGGAAAAGUUGCCGCGUCCGCCCGGGGAAACUUUCUGCCGCCGAGGCGGGGAGGGGGCGGCGGAGCCGAGCCGUCCGGUGCGCUGCGGUCCCUGCGCGGCGGCGGGCGCGCUGCGCUGAGCUAAUCUGCGCUGCGCUGAGGCGGCGCGGGGGCCAUGCCCGCCGCCAGCCUGCUGCCGCUCUUCGGUAGCGCGGCGGGGCCGGGGGCGCUGGGCGGCCCCGCGGGCGGCGGCGCGGGCGGCGGGGGCAGGAAGGCGGCGGGCCCCGGCGCGUUCCGGCUGACGGAGAAGUUCGUGCUGCUGCUGGUGUUCAGCGCCUUCAUCACCCUCUGCUUCGGGGCCAUCUUCUUCCUGCCCGACUCCUCCAAGCUCCUCAGCGGCGUCUUCUUCCACUCGGCCGCCCUGCAGCCGCCGCCGCCGCCGCCCGGCGGGCAGCCCCGCGCCCCGCCGCAGCCCGGUGGCGGCCCGGUGGCGGCGGCGGCGGCGGCGGCCGCGGGCGGGGCGGGCAGCCUGGAGCGCAUCCGCGCCGACCACGAGCGGGCUCUGCGGGAGGCCAAGGAGACGCUGCAGAAGCUGCCCGAGGAGAUCCACAGGGACAUCCGCCAGGACAAGGAGAAACUUCUGCAGGACGCCCGCGGCAGGAAGGAGGCGGGCGCCCCCGGGCUGCCCCAGCGCCUCUUCCGCCAGCCCGUCGGCGCCGUGGGGCAGGAGCCCGCCGACCCCGCCGUCCGGCAGAGGAGGGCCAAAAUCAAAGAGAUGAUGAAACAUGCCUGGGAUAAUUAUAAGCGGUACGCAUGGGGAUUAAAUGAACUGAAACCCAUAUCUAAGCAAGGACAUUCAAGCAAUUUAUUUGGUAACAUUCAAGGAGCAACAAUAGUGGAUGCCCUUGAUACACUAUACAUCAUGGAAAUGAAAGAGGAAUUCAAGGAAGCCAAGGAGUGGGUUGAAAAAAACUUAGAUUUCAAUGUGAAUGCUGAAAUUUCGGUAUUUGAAGUGAACAUUCGUUUUGUUGGUGGAUUACUUUCAGCUUACUAUCUUUCAGGAGAAGAGGUUUUCCGAAAAAAGGCAGUGGAGCUUGGAGAGAAAUUGCUACCUGCUUUCAACACUCCCACUGGGAUACCUUGGGCCUUGCUUAAUAUUAAGAGUGGAAUCGGUCGAAAUUGGCCAUGGGCCUCUGGCGGCAGCAGCAUUUUGGCAGAAUUUGGCACUUUGCAUCUGGAGUUCGUACACCUGAGCCACCUGUCUGGAAACCCUGUCUUUGCUGAAAAGGUAAUGAAUAUUCGAAAAGUUCUAAAUCGACUGGAUAAACCAGAAGGCCUUUACCCCAAUUAUCUGAAUCCCAGCAGUGGCCAAUGGGGCCAGCAUCACGUCUCCAUUGGAGGGCUUGGGGAUAGCUUUUAUGAAUAUUUGCUCAAGGCAUGGCUGAUGUCGGACAAGACAGAUGAAGAAGGCAAGAAAAUGUAUUAUGACGCGGUUCAGGCCAUAGAGACCCACCUAAUUCGCAAAUCGAGUGGGGGGCUGACAUACAUCGCUGAGUGGAAAGGUGGACUGCUUGAACACAAGAUGGGACAUCUCACUUGUUUUGCUGGCGGCAUGUUUGCUCUUGGAGCAGAUGGAGCACCUAAUGACAAGACGGGCCAUCACAUCGAGCUUGGUGCUGAAAUUGCUAGGACUUGCCAUGAAUCCUAUGACCGUACAAGCAUGAAGCUGGGACCAGAAGCCUUCAGAUUUGAUGGUGGUGUUGAGGCCAUUGCUACAAGACAAAAUGAAAAAUACUACAUCCUGCGACCAGAAGUCAUAGAGACCUACAUGUACAUGUGGCGGCUCACUCAUGACCCAAAGUACAGGCAGUGGGGAUGGGAAGCUGUAGAGGCACUGGAAAAACAUUGCCGGGUAGAUGGUGGCUAUUCUGGCAUUAGAGAUGUUUAUAACAAUCACGAAAGCCAUGAUGAUGUGCAGCAAAGUUUCUUCCUUUCGGAGACACUCAAGUACUUGUAUUUGCUGUUUUCUGAAGAUGAUCUUCUUCCAUUCGAACACUGGGUCUUCAACACAGAGGCUCAUCCUCUCCCUGUUCUUCGCAAAGAUGAUGGGAAUAAAGAAGAAAACCAGAAAUAAAUUAAUAUUAAGUUAUACUUUGUUUCAUUCCUUAAGUUUCUUUCCAGGACUUGGGCACAUGAUUUGGUUUUAAAUUCCUGAGUUAAAUUUUAAAAUGAAGUGUUUUGCAGUCUUUUCUUUACCAGUAAAUACUUAUCAAUAGUCCCCAACUGAUUACGAUAAAAGUUCAUUCCUCUUAUCCAGCUGAACUACUACUUAGAAGAUAAAUAAGAUGCCUUUCCAGAUCUUGUUAGGCUGCAGUGUCAUCUUGGCCAAAAGGAGCGGAGGGUCUGCAUGUUACUUGUUUCCUGUUAUGCUUUUAAUUUGACUGCAAAAUUCUUUUCUCCUCUAUGAGGAGAUGUCUGCUUUAAGCUGUAAUAUUUUGCCAUGUUGCAAAAAGCCAUAUUGAAUUGAGUAUAAAGAGCUUUUUUGUUGUUGUUAUUUUGUUCUAUGUUAAUUUGUUUUGUGUGUCAUCCCAGACAAAUCUUGUGACUGUGACAAGCCUCUUCCUAUGCGGGUCUAUCAUUACUUGGUAAAGUGUCUGAUGUUUUUCAUAGUCAAUGAGGUCUACAUAGGAAUACUUUCAUCUUAUGCAGACAUGACUCUGAAACUGCAGUAUACGUUGAAGUUAGACUAAACCAAUUUCUAUUAAUUUAGCAUAUUAGUUAGCAGACCUUAGUUUAUCAGGUUUUGAUUAGAAUAUUGUAGUAGAGUAAAUUGUUUCCUCCCUUUUCUAAGUGGUGUUAUUCUCAUGUCUUUAGUCAGGCUACUACGGAAUAAAAUAAGACAGUCAUUUCUUAUUAAGAAAGGGAGUCUUACCUUCUUUACCUGUUUGGUCCAGUAACUUUCAUUUGGUUGGAUGGUAAAAAGACCAAAAAAAUACUCAAUGACAUUUUCCUGGAAGCUGAGAAUUAUAUCAGAGACAAUCUGUUCAGCUUUCUGGGACUUUCUCAACCAUUCAGAUAGGUUCAGACUUGACACCAGGCUUUGAUAGUUUAUCAUCACAAAGCGAUUUAAUGUAUCUGCAUGAAUAAAACUAGAUGUUCAGACGCGUUGAAGCAAACUUGUCUCCUUCAAAGAAGAUAAUAAUUCAGAAAGUUAGUUAUCCAGUUUCCUCCAGAGAGCAAGUUAGGACGAAAACUUUCUGAAAGCACUGAGUCUGUCUUGUCCGAGUGACAGAAAUGCGUUGUGCUUAAAUAUAUUCCCUAGAUUAGAGGCCUGGCUUAUUAAGAAGGGUAACAGCUUUGCCAAAAAUGUUUUACUUUGUGGCAUCACCAAAGGAGGGGGGGGGGAAGGCACAAUUAAGUCAGGUUUCUACUUAAGUGUAAUUUGGAGUAGUUUACAUGAAUGUUAACUCUAUCUAGGUUUUCAUUUAGUGACAGGAUGACUUUCAUACAUUUUGAGUAGGGUAUAACACCUGGCUUCCCAUUCUGAGAAAGCACACUGGUCACUGAUUGGACUGCAACAAAACAACUAUGGCUCUGAACAGUGACCUUUAAAGGUAUUUAGAAAGAUAGUUCACAUGUCCAGCAAAGCUAAUCACAGCUGAGGAAGCGCAUUUGUUUGUUUAGGCGUUACAGAGUACAUUUCUUCUAUACUAAUAGAGGUCUGCAAUGUAGGUUUUCUUAGGUAGAAGCCAAGAGCAAAAGCUAGCGGACUACAUUUUUAUAUACAGCAGCUGGAGGCUGACCCAUAAACUUGACCCUCUGGCAUCUGUAAAGACAGCACUGCCUCUCUGCGUCGCCUGCAGGCAGAGGAGAUGGCGUGUGCCACAUGAGCUGCCAAAGACAUUUGUGUAGGGGGCAAGGCAAGAGGAUCUUCAGUGAUGCUGAUCCUUCCACCGCAGGCCUGCCAGAGUUGUGCAUUUGUACGUGGAAUUUAACAGGGUACCCUGCUGAGCCUGGGCAGCCCCGCGCCGCAAGAACGGAUACAAAUGUAUGUGCAUCUGCCUCAGAAGAAGCCUGCUUACAUGGAACUGGCACAUUGGCUCAAGACUUUUUGCUUUACUGCCUUCUUUUAAAUUAUUUUUAUUUUCUUUUUUUAAAAUAUGGGUUCCCUCAUGUCACAGUAACAUUAGUCAAACUGAGCGAGCAAGGAUGAAGUCUUGGCUCUCCUCUGUUGAACAGCAGAACACCUGCUGAUUUUGAGACUCCAGAAUUUGUAUCCUUGGAGGACUAUAAUAUUUCAUUGUAUUUCUUCAGAAACAAUAUUUAUAAAGGAGCUUUUUUUUUUUCCACCACCCCUGAAGUUCAGAGAAAUUAUAGCUGUGGAAUUUAAAAAAAAAAAAAAAAAAAAACGAACACACCACGCUUCCCCCUUUAACCAAAAACUGGUAGGAUAACUAAGACUUAUGUCCUAGUUAUCUUUAUUGGCUCACCUGCUGCUGCCUGCCACAUGGGUGUGCAUGUGCUGCUCAUUAACUGAUAUGAGGCCUCUACAGUAGCUCAAAAACAGCCUUUGACAAAUGGGUUUUGUAAGCCUCUUUCUACAUGGUUUUCUUAACCACCAUAUGCUUCCCCUAGAUGUGUCUAGUGAUCUUGCAUUUACUUAACAAGCUGAAGAGAUACAGUGGAGAACCAGAUAGCUCCUCUUUGCUUUUCAAAAAGCAGGCUACAAACAUGAAACUCUUGUAUGCAUCAGAUUCUACGUACUUAAAUAUAAGCAUCACGACUGUUUCCUUGUAAUACAGACACUUAGUAUGAAUUUUAUUUUUUUUUUUUUUAGUUUGGGAGUUACAAUGAUUUGAAAGAGCACAAAUUUGAUGUGGCUGGUAUUGGUAUUCAGGUUGUAUGUACAAACUGCACUAUGCUGUACUUUUUGUAAACUAAUGUAAGUAGACGAAAAGAUUGUACAACGUGUAGAUCUGCCAACUGUAAGAAAAAUUUUUCAUAAACUGAGAAUAUAUUGAUUUUUCUUCCUUUUUUUUUUU